Molecule: messenger RNA, 1533 nt
Organism: Daldinia loculata
Lineage: Eukaryota; Fungi; Ascomycota; Sordariomycetes; Xylariales; Hypoxylaceae
Exons: 1
Coding region: 587-1297 (236 amino acids)
Source: RefSeq, a predicted model, not a curated record
CAGCUAUAGUGUAUAGAUAAGAUAGGUACCUACCUAGGUAUCUAUACAUAUGUACAUAUUAUAGCGUAGUGCAAUAUUUAUUUAUACUAAUAUAUCGCAAAUUAUAUCACCUCAACACAACACAACACAACACACAUCAUCAUUAUUAAUUAUCUCCGUACUUAAAAGCCGUCCAGGCAGCCGUCAAAUAAUUGAAUAAGAUGAAUAAGAAUUCCCAGCCAAGGCCAAAAGGCCCGGCUAGCUCCUGCAACCUGACGCUAACAAUGUUUUUAAUCCCGGCACCCCUGAAUACUGCUAUCAGUGCUAUAUCCCGAUACAUCGUAGCGCGUACCGUCGACCGGCGGCAUUAAGGGGCCCCUUCAUGUUACAUGCUGACUUAUAAAAAGGAAGCUUGUGCCCCCUUCGCGAUGCGUCGAUCUUCUUGAUCUACACACGCGAGUUAAAAGACGACGAUUAAUAGAUACGCGAGUCAUUCGUUCAUUAAUUCCGAUCCGCUCGUUUAUAAGGUCGACCAAGCUUUUCCCAACUAACAACAUAACAACAUACACUCUUUUUGCUUUUGAGAAGACCGAUAAUUACAUACAACAUGUAUACUAAUAACGCAAUCGUCCUCGCGGCUCUUGCCGCUUGCGCUUCCGCUCAAAUCCCGAACCUCAUGCCGCGCCAGACCUUCGGGAGCUCCGACCCGGAAGAGACCGAAUCCUCGCCGGAAUGUAUUUCCCGCGUCCAGUCUUGGUCCAGCGCUUUCCCCACCCCAGCUCCGGCUUUAGAAAGCGCGAUGGAUAGCGCCACAGUGGACGGCGGCAUGGCUGAGUCAGGUCUGUCGGGCUUGUGCCAGUAUGGCACCGCUCUUGGCAAGGACCAAGGCUCUGCCUAUACUUCCUACUGCCUCGACAUGUACUCGUAUCUGUCUUCGCAGUCCUCCAACCUACUGGCUUUGGCCACUACUUGCUCCGGCGAUAUGGGUGCACCCCCGGAGGUUAUCACUAGCCAGCUUGACGAGCUCCUCAGCGUAUACUCCCAGUUCUCGGCAGGCGGCUGCAAAGCUGUCUCCGCGACGACUACGGCGGACUCCUCCAGCGAAACAGCUGCUUCCUCCGACAGUUCUUCUGCUGCCACGACAAGCGCUAGCGGUUCCGCGACGACUACUGGCAGCUCUGAAUUCUCAGCAGCAGCUGCGGCAAGCAGCUCGGCUGCAUCGGCGAUACCCUCUGGUAACGCUAGCCCGAGGGAGACCGGAAUGUUCGCUGCGGCUGCCCUGGCUGCCGGUUUCAUCGGCGCUGCUGUGGCCCUAUAAGGUUCUCGGUUAUCCAUACUGUAGAAACUAAUAUGAUUGAAAUUUAGCGUCUCACCCCGUAGGAUUCUAUUUCUCUGGAUGUGUUUUGCGUUCCCGGUUUAGCGCUUUUGGUUACAGUUCACCCUCAUACCCCCCUGUCUACUUCAUAUAUAAGCGUAUAGUUCCUAGCUGACAAGCCUACUAGAGGCACGAGCUCCAUAGGCUAUCGUAGAACCAAUAUAACAGUAUAUCUGAAG